Molecule: messenger RNA, 816 nt
Organism: Penicillium verhagenii
Lineage: Eukaryota; Fungi; Ascomycota; Eurotiomycetes; Eurotiales; Aspergillaceae
Exons: 2
Coding region: 1-816 (271 amino acids)
Source: RefSeq, a predicted model, not a curated record
AUGCAAGUUCUUCUCCUCGGUGGCCACGGCAAAGUCGCCCUGUACCUAACCCCACUCCUCCUCAACCGCGCCUGGAAUGUUACUAGCGUGGUGCGCAAUCCCGACCACGAAAGCGAGAUCCUGGAGCUCGGAAAGGGCCGCAAAGGCAAGCUUAAUGUCUUGAUCUCCAGCCUGGAAGAUGUGAAAAGCGCCACCGAUGCCCAGAAAAUCUUAGACGUUACCAAACCAGACUAUGUAGUCUGGUCGGCCGGUGCCGGCGGCAAAGGCGGCCCAGCCAGCACAAUAGCCAUUGACCAAGAAGCAGCCAAGCACUUCAUAGGCGCUUCAUUUGCCUAUCCCAGUGUCUCCAAAUUUCUAAUGGUCUCCUGGAUUGGCAGUCGACGCCUACAACCAACCUGGAUGUCCGAUGACGCCUGGGCAAGCAUUAUGGUCGGUAAAACCGAGCGGUUACCCACCUAUGCCGCAGCCAAGCUCGAAGCCGACGAGUACAUGACGGCGCUAGCCGCGAAGCGGAAGCAGGAUUCUUCGCGUGGACCCUUCCAGGCGAUUAACCUGCGACCUGGUGUGCUAAAGGAUGAUGCUGCGACUAGGAAGGUGGAGCUUGGAAUCACGGGCGAGGCGAGGGGUAGCGUGACGAGAGAAGACGUGGCUAUUGUGGCGGAUCAGUUGCUUGCGCGGGCUGAUGUUGAGGGUUGGUUUGAUCUUGUGAACGGGAGUGUUGACGUUGAGGAGGCUGUUGAGAGGGUUGCGAAUGAAAAGGUUGAUGCUGUUGUUGGGGAGGAUGUUGAUGGGAUGGUUAAGAGAUUUUUCCCUUGA